This is a messenger RNA of Haliotis rufescens (red abalone), 2310 nucleotides long. RefSeq lists its product as uncharacterized. The coding region runs from base 47 to 892 and encodes 281 amino acids. NCBI's taxonomy places the organism in Eukaryota, Metazoa, Mollusca, Gastropoda, Lepetellida, Haliotidae. The transcript is spliced from 6 exons. The record is from RefSeq and is a predicted model, not a curated record.
GGUAUCUCUUCGCCCUUCAGAGAAGAUAAGAACAUUACUGGUUGUCAUGAUGUUAUUAGCCAGAGUGCAUCCGUGUGUGGGGAAGACAGCGCCUCUCCACCUGACCAGCUACCCUGAGUUUGCCACAGAUGGAGCAGACUUCACACUGUCCUGUACACACGCACAGGGCAGGACAUUGAUAACUGUCAACUGGCACAGAAACAAUGUUAACAUCUUUGAUACAGGCAGUGGUAUCUUCGUAUCUGCUGCCAUACUCCACCCCCUCACCACCUCCCCCGAGUACCAGGCUGUGUCAAGACGUAUCAGUGUCAGCUCCUCCCUCCAGCAGCACAGCGUGACUCUCAGGACCAACUCUCCACUCGACCAGGGCUCCUUGUGGAGGUGCCAGACUGUAGGACAGUUCAGCAAUAACCUCACUAUUGAAGUCAAAGAGUCUAUUCGAGGGGCAUCGUCUCCAGGUCCUAAAUCAACCAGGGACAGUACAAUGUUUGCCACUGAAGGACAGCACACAGGUCCAUCCUCGACUGAUGACACAGAUAUGAUGACAACGACCCCAGUAGACCCAGCAGUGUCCACAAAGUGUGGAAAUAUUUUACUAAUCACUGCUGCAGCUGGGAGCAUCAUCGUUGUCAUCGUCAUCGUCGUCGCCAUUGCCACCUCUGUGUUACUCGUACGGAAAUACAAGCAAGACAUCGCAGAAAACAACAGCCAGAUGUACAGCACCAUGUCACGUGACCCUAACACUGAUAACAACUACACUGAGUUGGAUCAUGGGCACACAGGUGAAAAGUUUCCUACUUCCCUGUCUGCCAACACCGAGGAGUCCCCGGCCUACUACAACACAGCACCUGCUGACAGUCAGUACGAAAACCCACCCGCUUCCACUGAGUGAUACGUAACUGCAUUCUUGAUGUGGUGUGGCAGGGUGUUCAAUAUCUGGGGCCCAGUGGUCUGGACAAUUCUCAGACUUGGCAUAUGAAAAACGUUCUAUUCUGUUUCAUACAAAUUACGACCACUUCCCGAAAGGUGAAGAUCGGUGGUUCGUUCCGCUUGACACCUUAUACCAAUAACAACUUGAUAGUUCUUAUUGUGUUUGGCUUAAAGAGGUCAAACAAGAUUAGGUCGGCACCGAGUCUGUAAAAUGGAUGUAGUAUCCAUGUUAAACUGCUGCAUGGUACCUCAGUGGGAUAGCAUGAAUAAAACCGACCUCACACGGACCGUAACAAUCAGCCACAUACACGUGCAUGCACGUCACUGUGUCGGUGAAAGAAUCUUGAAGGUAACGUUCUACCCCGUUGUCACCUCCAUACACAUCACAGUGUAACCUAGAUGUCCUGUGUUGUACUUGUGAUAUGGACAAUCCCAUGACACCUCAAUACACAUCACAAUGUGUUCUAGAUGUUGUCCUGUGUUGUACUUGUGAUAUGGACAACCCCAUGACACACCCAUACACAUCACAGUGUGUCCUAGAUGUUGUCCUGUGUUGUACUUGUGAUAUGGACAACCCCAUGACACACCCAUACACAUCACAGUGUGUCCUAGAUGUUGUCCUGUGUUGUACGUGUGAUAUGGACAACCCUGUGACACCCCCAUACACAUCACCGUGAGUCCUAGAUGUCCAGUGUUGUACUUGUGAUAUGGACAACCCCAUGACACCCCCAUACACAUCACCGUGAGUCCUAGAUGUCCUGUGUUGUACUUGUGAUAUGGACAACCCCGUGACACACCCAUACACAUCACCGUGUGUCUUAGAUGUUGUCCUGUGUUGUACCAGUGAUAUGGACAACCCAAUGACACCCCCAUACACAUCACCGUGGUUCCUAGAUGUCCUGUGUUGUACGUGUGAUAUGGACAACCCUGUGACACCCCCAUACACAUCACCGUGUGUCCUAGUUGUUGUCCUGUGUUGUACUUGUGAUGUGGACAACCCCAUGACACCCCCAUACACAUCACCGUGUGUCCUAGAUGUUGUCCUGGGUUGUACGUGUGAUAUGGACAACCCCGUGACAUCCCCAUACACAUCACUAGUGUCCUAGAUGUCCUGUGUUUUACUUGUGAUAUGGGCAACUUCGUGUCUGGUUGUGCUCUUAAUGUUUUUAAUGUACUUGCUUUGUGUUUUUAAAACGUGCGUGUUAUGUGUAUAUUUUAUUGGCUUGUGAUUCUUAAUGUACUUGUAUCUCCUCGACUGUUAGAAAAUAUGUUUUGUGUGUGUACAUUUGAUUGAACUUGCGUUAUACAAUGUAUGAUACUUUUUAUAAAGAAAAUUCUUUUACUUCUGUCAUGAUUGACUUUUGCAUGAAUAAAUUUCAU